Rhopalosiphum maidis (corn leaf aphid) is the source of this 1092-nucleotide messenger RNA. It is a transcript of the gene Gr21a, whose product is annotated as gustatory and odorant receptor 24. The transcript has 8 exons. Bases 1 to 1092 code for a protein of 363 amino acids. The record is from RefSeq and is a predicted model, not a curated record. Gene Ontology annotation, cellular component: membrane. Gene Ontology annotation, biological process: sensory perception of taste. Lineage: Eukaryota; Metazoa; Arthropoda; Insecta; Hemiptera; Aphididae.
AUGCUACCAAAAGAAUUAUUCAACCAGGAAAAUUAUAUUCUUGACAUCAGAACAAUUUUUAUGAUUCGAACAAAAAGAAAAAGGUCAUACUUUAAACAGUUAAAACCUAUAAUCGUAGCAUUAAAAUUAUUCGGAGUAAUGCCAUUUACUACACAUACAAGCGGGCCAGUGUUUACAUUAUUCUCUUGGAUUAUGUUAUACAGUUUAGUUACUGGAUCUUCGUUAGCUCUUAUUUGCUUUUUAUUUCCCAUUUUUUGGACCGACAUGAAAAAUAUACCUGAAUAUUGGAAUCGAUGGAGCAUUUUUCAAGACAAAUUUGAAUUGUGUAUGCGUAAACCUUUUCAAUUAAAUAUAACUAAACGAGUAUGGGUCGUGACAAUAUUGCCAACCGCUCUCAUGACAUUUAAUAUAGUAACAAGUUUGAUAUUUGUUAAAGGGUGGAAAGUAAAUAAUUCUAUAUUAUUUAUAGCUAUAUUUGGCGUCAUAAAUCUAACAACUGGAUAUUUUUAUAUUAACUGCCACAUAUUUAGAAAUGUCAGCAAGGACAUAAACCAGCGCAUCAUGGAAUUAAUAGUGACCAAAGGAUCGUCAACUAGGUUUAGAGAGCACGCAGAACUUUGGUGUUAUAUGUCAAAUCUUAUAACAGAUUUUGGGAUCGUUCAUGGUGGAAUUUAUUGUUCUACUGCAAUUAUCAUAUAUAUAUCCAGUACGGUAUUUUGGUUUUAUUUCACCAUGACACUUAUAAGCCCUGAGAACUACCUUGUUUCCGUUAUAAUUGUGCCACUUGUAUUUACAAAUUCUAUACUUAUGGUGUAUAGUGAAGCGUCGUACAUAGCUCUUUCAGAGGUGGGAAAAAAAUUUCAGUGGAAAAUCCUAAAUUCAACAAUGGGUGGUCUUAUGGAACAAACACAGAAAGAAGUACAAGAUUUUUUAGAAAUGAUCCAACUUUGUAGAACGAAUAUUACUUUUGGUGGUUUUUGUGACGUUAAUAGAGAACUUUUUCUCAAUUUUAUAUUUGCUGUAUUUUUUAACUUAGUUGUUGCAUUUCAAUCUCAAAUAAUUCCAAAACAAUAUACAACAUCAGUUAGCUGA